Messenger RNA from Pneumocystis jirovecii RU7, 927 nucleotides. RefSeq names its product 2-hexaprenyl-6-methoxy-1,4-benzoquinone methyltransferase. The transcript is spliced from 3 exons. Gene Ontology annotation, molecular function: methyltransferase activity. The coding region runs from base 1 to 927 and encodes 308 amino acids. The record is from RefSeq and is a predicted model, not a curated record. NCBI's taxonomy places the organism in Eukaryota, Fungi, Ascomycota, Pneumocystomycetes, Pneumocystales, Pneumocystaceae. Gene Ontology annotation, biological process: ubiquinone biosynthetic process.
AUGUUAAUAUACAGAUUAAACCAACAAAACACAAAAUAUAGGGUAAUAAAUUCAUUUAGAAAAGCUCUCAUACAAAAAACAUUAUUUAUUGUUAAUCACCAACGCUAUUUUUCAUAUUGUCAUAUUUUAAAAGACCAAAAUUCAGAAAAAACUACACAUUUUGGUUUUAAAGAGAUUCCAGAAUCAGAAAAAGAAAAACUUGUUCAAAAUGUUUUUACAUCUGUUGCUUCUUCAUAUGAUAAAAUGAAUGAUAUUAUGUCUUUGGGUAUUCAUAGGCUCUGGAAAAAUGAAUUUGUUCAAAGAUUAGAUCCUGGUGCAUUAAACGGUGAGCCAAUGAACCUUUUAGAUGUAGCUGGAGGGACGGGGGAUAUUGCAUUUCGGUUAUUAGAUCAUGCUACAGACAUCCAUUUUGAUAUAAAAACGAAAGUAAAAUGUGUAGAUUUAAAUACAGAAAUGCUAGAAAUUGGAAAGAAAAGACUUGAAAAUAGUCGGUACAAAUAUUCCAAAAGAAUAGACUUUUUCAAACAAAAUGCAGAAAAUCUAAUAGAUAUUCCAUCAUCAUCCAUCGACAUUUAUACAAUUGCAUUUGGCAUUCGAAACUGUACUCAAAUUAUGAAUGUUCUGAAAGAGGCAUAUCGUGUACUAAAACCCAGUGGUAUUUUCAGCUGUUUAGAAUUCUCGAAAAUAUCCUUAGCACCUUUAGAAACAAUAUAUAAUUACUAUACAUUCAACAUCGUGCCAAUAAUGGGCCAUAUAGUAACAGGUGAUAGAGAUAGCUAUCAAUAUCUUGCAGAAUCAAUUGCAAAACAUCUUGAUCAAAAAACGUUUUCCAAAAUGAUGAAAGAUGCAGGAUUCAAACUAGUAGGUGAUGGUUAUCAUAACCUUUCUUUCGGAAUUGCUGCUAUACACACUGGUAUUAAGUUAUAG